UCAAAUUAGGCGUUAAGACUUUGACAUGCUGGCAUUCAAAACGCACAGAAAGACCGAGCGCUCAUAGGGGAAGGACGAUAAGAAACUCAGAAAACAGUUUGGACCAGAAUAUGGCUGAGGUGAUUUACGCCAGGCCCAACAUGAUGACCAAGGCCAGGAACACACAAGGAGAGAGAGAGGAGAGGAUAGAGGACAUCUACUCUACCAUUGAGAGCCUCGGAGAUCAACACCAGGACUAUGUGGGGACAGAGGAGUCCUCCAAUACUCUGGGAACAUUAAGAAGUCAGCAGCCGGACCCUGUGAGCCCUCCUCGGUGGCCGAUCAGGGCUGUGGUGGUGCUUCUGGUCCUGCUGUCUGUUGCCCUGCUGGCUGGACUGGUUGGGUUGGCAGUGCAACACAAGACGAAGACUGUAAGCAUGGACAGAGACGUGGAGCAACUUCUCCAAAGGCUGGAGAAUGUGACAGAGCAACACAAGACCGUAAGCAUGGAGGUGGAGCAACUUCUCCAAAGGCUGAAGAAUGUGACAGAGCAGAGAGACUCACUGCUUCGUAAACAGGAAUGUCCAGGUGGUUGGGAUAAGUUUGGUUGUAAAUGUUACCGGGUUACCAGACAGUGGGGAUCCUGGAAUAACAGCAGGGAGUCCUGCGUUUCCCAAAGAGCAGAUCUGGUGGUUAUGGACAGUAAACAGGAGAUGGACUUCAUCAACAGCAUGUACAGAGGUAACGUCUGGCUCGGAGCGACAUAUGAGGCCAGUGAAGGGUUGUGGAGAUGGGUUGAUGGGACCGUCCUGUCAGUGGAUAACCCCUCCUGGAGAAGAGGGAAACCUGAUGGUGGCAAGAAGAAGAACUGCUUAAGGAGGGUCAAGGAGCAGACCAACUAUAAAUGGACAGAUGAGAGCUGUAAAGCCAACAACUAUGGGCUUUGUGAAUAUAAAUUAAUGAAAUGAUGGAUGAAAACAUUUCUUUGUCUGACUGAUUUAUUUCUAUGACAAUAUUUUAUAUCUUAAUGCAAACGGACAAUUGUUGUUUUGUUUCAUACUUGUUGAGUUCUGCAAUUCGAGUAGAGCUGUGAUUGGCUGCAAGGUAUUUUAUCUCCUUAACAGGAGAUGACAUGAAGACUACCCUGCUCACUGCAGGAACUGUACAUAGAUGCUGCUCUUGUUACAUUAUUUUUUCAAUGUUUCCACAGUUGCUCUCGGUGUUGGAGGCUGAGGUUAGGUGGUAAAGAGUAAUGACAGUCAUUGGCUGGUUUUCAGUUGCUACAAACCACACUAUUCAGGGCUGCAUUUGCUGCCUUUGCCCCCUAAAUUAUUCUGUUGAAAUGCAUCUCAACUUUGUCACCAUGUAGUGUGAUCACUAAAACACUUGUGUAUAAAUUAUCUGUUUGUUCUGCGGCGUUCAGAGGAACAGUAGACUUGUGUCCUGGUGUCUGAUUCGGCUUGUAGGUCUGCACUUAGUUUUGCGUUACUGGAUGAACACUUUUGAAGGUACACAUGCGUUCUCACACUGUCCCGUUCGAAAACAGGAGCGGGAGUGGAGCGCCUUUGUCCGCUUUUCACGGCAUUAAGUUCCAUUUUUCCCCUCAUUUCCGUAUCAAUCACGUCCGCCCGUAAACUGCACUUCCUCAUUUUAAUUCAGUGACAAAAAAACUCCUAAUAAAUACCUAAUAA
Molecule: messenger RNA, 1670 nt
Organism: Gadus chalcogrammus (walleye pollock)
Lineage: Eukaryota; Metazoa; Chordata; Actinopteri; Gadiformes; Gadidae
Product: CD209 antigen-like protein C
Exons: 1
Coding region: 111-947 (278 amino acids)
Source: RefSeq, a predicted model, not a curated record